Messenger RNA from Ceratotherium simum simum (southern white rhinoceros), 3018 nucleotides. It is a transcript of the gene TAF3, whose product is annotated as TATA-box binding protein associated factor 3. Gene Ontology annotation, biological process: positive regulation of transcription by RNA polymerase II. Gene Ontology annotation, cellular component: transcription factor TFIID complex. Lineage: Eukaryota; Metazoa; Chordata; Mammalia; Perissodactyla; Rhinocerotidae. Gene Ontology annotation, molecular function: transcription factor binding; protein heterodimerization activity; p53 binding. The record is from RefSeq and is a predicted model, not a curated record.
GGGAGGCGGAGCGAGUCCAAAAUGGCGGCUCUCAGGCUGGCGCGCUCCGUGCUGCUGAGGCUUUGAGGUGGUCGCCAGGGGUCGGGGGGGGACGAUUUCCCCGCCGCGGGGGCCCCAGAGGAUGAAUCGGGGGCUCUGCUAAGGUUAGGCCGUGGGGGUGGAGAGCAGUGGCAGCAGGGGCUGCGGUGGAGUCCACGGAGCGGGAUGUGCGAGAGUUACUCCAGGUCGUUGUUGAGGGUCUCGGUGGCGCAGAUCUGCCAGGCGCUGGGCUGGGACUCGGUGCAACUCAGCGCCUGCCACCUCCUCACGGACGUGCUGCAGCGCUACCUGCAGCAGUUGGGACGGGGCUGCCAUCGGUACUCUGAGCUCUAUGGCCGAACAGACCCAAUUUUGGAUGAUGUUGGUGAAGCUUUCCAACUUAUGGGGGUUAGUCUCCAUGAACUAGAAGACUAUAUUCACAAUAUUGAACCCGUCACUUUCCCACAUCAAAUUCCUUCGUUUCCUGUUAGCAAGAACAAUGUACUUCAGUUUCCUCAACCUGGAAGUAAAGAUGCGGAAGAAAGAAAAGAAUACAUUCCUGAUUACAUGCCACCCAUUGUGUCUUCUCAAGAAGAAGAAGAAGAAGAGCAGGUGCCCACUGAUGGGGGUACAUCAGCAGAAGCCAUGCAGGUUCCCUUGGAAGAAGAUGAUGAACUGGAAGAGGAGGAAAUUAUUAAUGAUGAGAAUUUCUUGGGUAAGAGACCAUUGGAUAGUCCGGAAGCUGAAGAAAUGCCUGCCAUGAAGCGACCACGACUGUUAAGCACUAAAGGGGACACCCUGGACAUAGUAUUAUUGGAAGCUCGAGAACCACUCAGCUCAAUCAAUACCCAAAAGAUUCCACCAAUGCUUUCUCCAGUGCACGUACAGGACAAUACAGACCUAGCACCUCCAUCGCCAGAGCCACCAAUGUUAGCUCCGGUUGCAAAAUCACAAAUGCCAACUGCAAAACCAUUAGAAACAAAGUCAUUUACACCCAAAACAAAGACUAAAACUAGUUCUCCAGGACAGAAGACUAAAUCACCUAAAACUACUCAGUCACCAGCAAUGGUCGGAAGUCCUAUUCGGUCACCAAAAACUAUAUCCAAAGAAAAGAAAUCUCCUGGACGUUCUAAGAGCCCCAAAAGCCCCAAGAGUCCCAAGGUUAUAACUCAUGUUUCCCAAGCACCUGUCAGACCUGAAACACCAAAUAGGACUCCUUCAGCUACAAUAAGUGAAAAAGUUAGUAAAGAGACCAUUCAGGUAAAACAAAUACAAACACCCCCUGAUGCUGGGAAACUGAACAAUGAGAAUCAGCUGAAAAAGGCUGUCGUGACCGAUAAAACAAUUGACGACUCUAUUGAUGCUGUGAUUGCACGAGCUUGUGCCGAACGAGAGCCAGAUCCUUUCGAGUUUUCUUCUGGAUCAGAAUCCGAAGGUGACAUUUUUACCAGCCCUAAGAGAAUUUCAGGUUCAGAAUGUACUACUCCAAAAGCUUCCACUUCCUCAAACAAUUUCACCAAGUCGGGAUCGACUCCUCUGCCUCUCUCAGCUGGAACUUCAAGUUCAGAUAAUUCAUGGACAAUGGAUGCCUCCAUCGAUGAGGUUGUACGUAAAGCAAAAAUGGGAACACCUUCAAAUAUGCCUCCCACCUUUCCUUAUAUGUCUUCUCCUUCAGUUUCUCCUCCCACUCCUGAGCCUCUGCACAAAGUGUAUGAGGAGAAAACCAAACUGCCUUCAUCAGGGGAAGUUAAAAAGAAGUUGAAAAAGGAGCUGAAGACUAAAAUGAAGAAGAAGGAGAAGCAACGAGACAAGGAGAGGGAAAGAGACAAAAGCAAAGACAGAAGUAAAGAGAAGGAUAAAGCGAAAGAGAAAGAGAAAGAAAAGGAAACCAAGCAUCCCUGGAAGGAAUUUCUCAAAGAGGAGGAGUCGGAUCCCUAUGCAUUUAAAAUAAAAGAAUUUGAAGAUGUUGAUCCAAAGGUGAGAUUGAAAGAUGGAAUGGUGCGAAAGGAGAAAGAGAAGCAUAAAGACAAGAAGAAAGACAGAGAAAAAGGCAAAAGAGAUAAAGACAAGAGAGACAAAGACAAAGUUAAAGAUAAAGGUCGAGAAGAGAAGAUGAAGGUGGCCCCAGCCCCGCUGGUGUUGCCGCCAAAGGACAUGGCGCUGCCCUUGUUCAGCCCCGCCGCGGCCGCGAGGAUCCCGGCCAUGCUGCCCUCUCUGUCGCCCAUGCUCCCUGAAAAACUGUUCGAAGAGAAAGAGAAACCUAAGGAGAAAGAAAGGAAAAAGGACAAAAAAGAGAAGAAGAAAAAGAAAGAGAAAGAGAAGGAAAAGGAGAAGAAAGAGAAGGAAAGGGAGAAGGAGAAAAGAGAGCGAGAGAAGCGAGAGAAGGAAAAGGAGAAACACAAGCAUGAAAAAGUAAAAGUGGAGCCCGUUGUUCCGUCCCCGAGUCCAGUUAUCCCCAGAUUGACUCUCAGAGUCGGUGCCGGCCAAGACAAGAUUGUCAUCAGCAAAGUGGUGCCAGCCCCCGAGGCUAAGCCAGCUGCUUCUCUGAACAGACCCAAGACCCCACCGCCUGCCGCAGCCCCAGCCCCUGUCCCCGUGCACGUCACCCCUGCCCCGGUGCCUUUGCCACUGCUCGCACAGUCCACCGCGUCGCCCGCCUUGAUGCCGGCUCCGUCGCCCGCCGUCUCGGGAGCCGGGAGUUCCAAAGCCCCCGUCCGGAGCGUGGUCACGGAGACCGUCAGCACUUACGUGAUCCGAGACGAGUGGGGGAACCAGAUCUGGAUCUGUCCCGGCUGUAACAAGCCUGACGAUGGCAGCCCCAUGAUCGGUUGUGACGACUGCGACGACUGGUACCACUGGCCCUGUGUGGGAAUAAUGGCCGCACCGCCGGAAGAAAUGCAGUGGUUCUGUCCCAAGUGUGCCAACAAGAAGAAGGACAAAAAGCACAAAAAGCGGAAGCACCGGGCACACUGACGGCUCUGCGGCCUGGACGGCGCGGUC